CACAAACAACCAGUUUGACAGGAACCGUGGCGCGCGGUGGUAGUGUCGCUUUGUUUCGUAAAGUAACAUUGAUAAUAUCAAUGUUUAUAAACAGAUUUUGAUAAGAAACAGAAAUCAAAACGUCUAUUCAUGAAUAAAAUCAAAGAGUUUCGUAGAUUUACAUGUUAAUUCGCGAGUUUAUUUCGUUUUUCUGUUGGAUUUGUACGUUUUAUUCGAGUGUGUAAUCUUGUAUCGGCGAGAACUCAGCAUCGUUGAUUCUGUUGGGACGGUGGAUGAAAAUGUGAAACAAAUGUGUGUUUGUGAACUUUACGUGGUGCUGGACUUGGAGUUGGUACUUUGAGACGUUUGUGGUGGUCAGAGCUGGGCCAAUAUGAGGUGUUUUGUGUUCGUGUUACUAUUGCCUGCGUGCCUGGCACACCUCAAUGUUUACCUGAGUAGCGCCGAAGUGUGGAGGUUAUUGGGUUUGACCGCUGAGCUGUUCUACGUCCGAGAUGGCCAGAUCAACGAGUAUGCGCUUAACUUCGUGGUGCCUGUUCCUGCUACCAUCACCGACCUGCAUUUCACCUGGCAAAGCCUUACUAGGAAACCGUUACCAUACACACUACACGUGGACGUAACGGAUCCACAGAAUGCUAUGCACCCGCCUACCGUCAAUAUAUCAAACGAGGGCUUCGUGCCGACAGAGCCACAAACAUGGCGAGUGGACUUGCCUUGUACGCACACUGUCGCCGCUGAAGUAGACAUCAUUAUAUUCCUGAACGUAUCAACGGGUUCCUCUUCGUCUGCAUUGCGAUUUAGACGGAAGAAAAUAUGUCUAAAGGAGGCACCGAGACCGGCUGUCAGAGUGGAUAGUGUCCCGCACGCGCCUACGUCUGCCGAUAUAUUUUACGCGGGAGCUGGUUGUGCUGGCGGAGCGCUACUUAUAGCUGCAGUGGCCGCUGCAGCUUGUCGGGCACGAGCGCGAAAGUUACGACGCGCAAGAAGCGAUGAACAAGACGCUCACGCUUUCUUACCAGACUCCUCCUGUAAGUCUGCCGCCAGUUAUACCAGCUACCGACGCCCUACCUCACUGCCUGCUGCGGCAGCUGAAGAGAAAGCUAGAGACCUACAGCAAAGAAUAGCGGAACUGACGAUACAACGGUGCCGAGUGAGAUUGCGUUCUGUGGCCAUGGAAGGAACCUUUGGACGUGUGUAUAGAGGAACCUAUGCUGACGAAGAUGCAAGAGAACAAGAAGUACUGGUGAAGACUGUUGCUGAACACGCUUCUCAAGUACAGGUGUCGCUGCUACUUCAGGAGGGCUGCAUGUUAUACGGACUUCAUCACGAACGGGUAUUGUCGGUCUUGGGUGUCAGUAUAGAAGACCAAACAGCUCCAUUCUUGUUAUACCCAUGGAACUCGACAUGGCGGAACUUGAAGCAGUUCCUUUUGGCCUGUCGUGGAGUGACGGUGGGAGGUGCAGCGGGCGGGGCGCCACCACCGCCGCCUCUGACGACACAACACGUGGUCCGGAUGGCUCUGCAUGCGCUGGAUGGACUACUCUACCUUCAUUCUCAGCAUGUCUUGCAUAAAGACAUCGCUGCUAGGAAUUGCAUAGUUGACGAAAAUCUCCGAGUGAUGAUUGCGGACAACGCUCUGUCAAGAGACUUAUUCCCUGCUGACUACCAUUGUCUCGGUGACAAUGAGAACAGGCCAAUCAAAUGGUUGGCACUAGAAGCUCUAACGAAGAGACAGUUCAGCCCAGCUGCUGAUGUUUGGGCUCUAGGAGUAUUACUAUGGGAGCUGACGACGUUAGCGCAUCAGCCUUAUGCUGAGGUGGAUCCCUUCGAAGUAGCUGCCUAUUUAAGGGACGGCUACCGGUUACAGCAGCCAGCCAACUGCCCAGAUGAAUUAUUCGCGGUGAUGGCGUACUGUUGGGCGAUGUCGCCCGACGACCGGCCGACGUUGCCGCAGCUUCAGAUCUUCCUGCGGGACUUCCACACGCAACUCACGAGAUUCGUGUAAACCAUUCCUUAGAAACUUUUAAAGACAUCCCAAAGACGACAAUAAAGUGUUAAGUAACUACUUCAAGUUGAGAUGUUGGACAAGAGGCCUUACAGUGAAGUGCGAGUGACAGUGUUUGUGUACAGUGACAAAGUUAAAGAGACUGAUUUUUAUACGUUUAUUGAGUUGUAAAUUAUUUUAUUCACAUAGUUAUCACAUAUUUAGUUUUUAUCUUGUCGUGCUUUAUUUUACUAAGGAUUUACUGUUUUGGCCGUGAUUUCGAACAACCGUAUUAAUCUCCAAAAUGCUAUAUUAGCGAAAAUAAAAUGGUGAAGAAAUAACAGUAUGCCAUAUUUGAUUAAAGUGAGUACCAAAUGUAGUAAUUAUUCUAUUUAGCACGAUCUCAUUUAGUAGUGUUAUUUGUAACAAAUUACCAACAACAUAUGGCGAACGAACGCAGCGUAGCGGAUGAAGUAAGUGGAGUACGAUGUAUCAAGUAUUUAUUUAACAAAUUAUAGCCAAAACAGUAUUUCCUUUAAGUUCCUUCAAUACCGAGAUAAAUUCAUAUUUGUUUUGAUUUUUUAUGAUUCGAUAUUUGAACAUGGCUUAAAACUUCAUGUGAAAACAAAGAGAUUACAGCUUACAACCGCAUUUUUUGUUGGAACCGAAAAAUAUCAUCUUUGCCGAUUUUUCGGAUCAAACCAAAAGUCGUACCGGCUAAGAUGAUAUCAUUAUUAACCAUACAAGUAAUUUACAAACCCUUUAAUAGUGAUCCAACAUUUGAUACAAGUCUCUAAAGAUCUGUAGCUUAUAUUUAAUAUUAAAAAAAAAUGGGUGAAACAACAUACAAAUAUGUGAUAACUAUUGACAGAUACCAGUUGUCAGUUCCCUAAUUUAAUUAAAUCUAAAAGAAACAUUGUUUCAAAUUAGAAAAAUUGACAUUAUUAUAUUAUUUUGAACCUCGAUACUGCCAUAUUAGAAUUAAUAGUUGUACAUAAUUAUUAUUAUUAUAGGUGAUAGCGACUGUAUUGUAUAAUACGUAAUAUUGAAUGUGCCUCAGAGUUUAUCAAGACGUUUAUAAGUGUUUAGAGUAUUAUAUUAUUAUAUCUAUUGAUUAAGACUGGACUAGAACAAUUUUACUCAUUCAUAAACAAUUUAAUUACAUUUAUACUCUGCCUUACAAUACCUUCUCUAUGAUUCUUAAUUCAAAAAGUAGAUUUGAUAUCAACCUUUUUACUAAAAUUGUCUAUGGAGUAUUUAUUAUCUGUGCUACAUUUUUCUAUUAAAAAGUAUUGUAUUAGCUUUUGAAUGAAUAUAACGCUAUUGUGUUUCUGUAUAGAUUUUCUAUUUCAAAUCAUGUAUUAGCAAUUUAUAAUAUGUAUUGAUUAAUAAAUAAAGAAGUUAUUAAAUUGAAUCGUACAAUAGGGAAAGCACUGAAUAAAUUAAAACAGUAAGGAUUUGAAAUUAUGCCUACAAUGACAUGUUAAUUAAUAUUAUUGUUAAACAUGAGACUUAACGAUCAAGUUACUAAUUAUGUUAGUUAUUCGGAAACCUAUCAAUGCAAUGUAAUCGAGAAUAAAAUUUGUAGUAUCAAUAUUCUAGUUCUAGAAGUAUUCUUGUCAAUAAUUUUGUUAUUUCCAAAUAGAUUGAUACCUACUGAUAAUAUAUUGUAUACUUUGUCUGUUAUUGGGGCAGCGAUACAUUUUGUACAUGUGUAAAUAUUGUAAUACUACACAAAUGUGAAUAUAUGAGUGAUUAAUAUUCAA
Messenger RNA from Spodoptera frugiperda (fall armyworm), 3747 nucleotides. It is a transcript of the gene dnt, whose product is annotated as tyrosine-protein kinase Drl. The record is from RefSeq and is a predicted model, not a curated record. The transcript has 6 exons. Gene Ontology annotation, cellular component: signaling receptor complex. The coding region runs from base 371 to 2002 and encodes 543 amino acids. Lineage: Eukaryota; Metazoa; Arthropoda; Insecta; Lepidoptera; Noctuidae. Gene Ontology annotation, molecular function: protein kinase activity; ATP binding. Gene Ontology annotation, biological process: cell surface receptor protein tyrosine kinase signaling pathway; positive regulation of kinase activity; axonogenesis.